GUUGCGCAGUGUAGGUUAGAUGGCGGCCGGCAGUGAGGCCUGGAGCGGUGCUGCCGUUUGAAAUCAGGGGCGAGGGGGGAACGUUAAGCGCCGGCGGGCCGGGGAGUGACGGAUCCGGGUUAUUGCCGCCGCUGUGUCCGGGGAGGCUGAGCCCGGGGUUUGUGUAAGGGUUCGCGGCUGCCGCAGGAUUCUCCAUCUUUGUCCCCUCGUAAACCAUCACCAUGGCGACUGAAAUUGGUUCACCACCUCGGUUUUUCCACAUGCCCCGAUUCCAGCAUCAAGCUCCCCGACAACUCUUCUAUAAAAGGCCUGACUAUGCACAACAGCAGGCCAUGCAGCAGCUUACAUUUGAUGGAAAACGUAUGCGUAAGGCUGUGAACCGCAAGACUAUAGAUUAUAAUCCUUCUGUUAUCAAAUACCUUGAGAAUCGUGUGUGGCAGAGAGAUUAUAGAGAUAUGAGAGCCAUUCAGCCAGAUGCUGGAUCCUACAAUGAUCUUGUUCCUCCCAUCGGAAUGAUUAACAACCCUCUGAAUGCUGUGACCACCAAAUUUGUGCGCACAUCUACCAACAAAGUAAAAUGUCCGGUAUUUGUAGUCAGGUGGACCCCUGAAGGGCGCCGCUUGGUAACUGGAGCUUCCAGUGGAGAAUUUACUUUAUGGAAUGGGCUCACAUUCAAUUUUGAAACUAUUUUGCAGGCUCACGAUAGCCCAGUUCGUGCCAUGACAUGGUCCCACAAUGAUAUGUGGAUGCUGACUGCUGACCACAGCGGCUAUGUUAAGUAUUGGCAGUCCAACAUGAACAACGUCAAGAUGUUCCAGGCGCAUAAGGAGGCGAUUAGAGAGGCCAGUUUCUCCCCAACGGACAAUAAAUUUGCCACCUGUUCAGAUGACGGCACUGUUAGGAUCUGGGAUUUUCUACGUUGCCAUGAGGAAAGAAUCUUACGAGGACAUGGUGCUGAUGUAAAAUGUGUUGACUGGCAUCCAACCAAAGGCCUUCUUGUCUCCGGAAGCAAGGAUAGCCAACAGCCAAUUAAAUUUUGGGAUCCUAAGAAUGGGCAGAGUCUUGCAACACUACAUGCUCAUAAAAAUACAGUAAUGGAGGUGAAGUGGAACUUAAAUGGAAACUGGCUGCUGACUGCAUCCCGAGAUCAUCUGUGCAAACUCUUCGAUCUUCGAAACCUUCGUGAAGAGUUACAGGUGUUUCGUGGUCACAAAAAAGAAGCUACCGCUGUUGCCUGGCAUCCAGUGCACGAGGGUCUCUUUGCCAGUGGGGGAUCUGAUGGCUCUCUUCUCUUCUGGAAUGUUGGGAUUGAAAAGGAGGUAGGAGGCAUGGACAUUGCACAUGAGGGGAUGAUCUGGAGCCUUGCUUGGCAUCCACUUGGGCAUAUUCUCUGUUCAGGAUCCAAUGAUCAUACCAGUAAAUUCUGGACGCGGAACCGGCCUGGAGACAAAAUGCGAGACCGCUAUAACUUGAAUCUACUACCUGGCAUGUCAGAAGAUGGUGUUGAAUAUGAUGAUAUUGAACCCAACAAUCUGGCUGUUAUACCUGGAAUGGGAAUCCCAGAACAGCUGAAAAUUGCAAUGGAACAGGAACAGAUGAGCAAAGAGGAAUCUAUUGCAGUGGAAAUGACAAUUCCUGGGCUGGACUGGGGAAUGGAGGAAGUAAUGCAGAAGGAUCAAAAGAAAGUACCUCAGAAAAAAGUUCCAUAUGCUAAACCCAUCCCAGCUCAGUUCCAACAGGCCUGGAUGCAGAAUAAAGUACCUCUCAUACCAGCGCCUGAUCAUGUUCCCGAACGAAAGGAAGAAGUUAAAGUCGAUGAUAAGAAAAAGAACCAGGCUGAGAUAGAGCAGGAAAUGGCAGCUCUGCAGUACACCAAUCCUCAAAUGCUGGAGCAAAUAAAGAUUGAAAGAAUAGCCCAGAAACAAGAUGUUACAGGGCAACCUCAAGGCCUUCCUUCUCCAUUGGCAGUGCCACCCCAUGUGCCCUCAGCAUUCCAGGGCACAGGACCACAAACCCAGCCACCCCAGGCAUUCCAGCAACCUCCUCCCUCCCAACAGAUGACAGUGAACAUGCCACAUGGUCCUCAAGGACAAUUCCGACCUCAGGGGCCUACAGGUCCGCAAGGUUUCAUGGGCCCAGGUCCACAAGGUCUAAGACCUCAAGAAAUGCAUCCUGGGUUACCCAGGCCUCCAGCUCCACAUGGAUCUAUUGUCCCCCAAGGUCCUCUACAAAAUACAGUGCCACAAGGUCACUUGGGAGCUCAAGGGCCUCCAGGUCCUAGAGGAAUCCAGGGUGUGGCUCCUCACCAUGGCAUGCAGGGAGCACCAGGCCCGCAAGCACCACUUAUGGGUGUUACUCCAAGAGCUCAAAUGCCCCAUGGACUUAGAGACAAUCAAGGUCCUAGUCAAGGUAUGCUAAUGGGUCACUCUGCACAAGAUAUGAGAGGACCUGCAGGUGCAAUGGUUGGACAUGGACCAGAUCUACGUGGACCCAUGGAAAUGAGGGGUCCCUCAGAAAUGCAUGGACCACAAGAUAUGAGAGGUCCCUCCGACAUGCAUGGCAUCCAAGAUAUUAGAGGUCCACCAGAUAUGCGUGGUUUGCAGGAUAUGAGAGGUGGAGGACCUGAUUUACGUGGCCCUCAGGAUAUGAGAGGACAGAUGGACAUACGUGGCCAUCAGGAUAUGAGAGGUCCUCCCGAAAUGCGAGCUCCCAUGGACAUGAGGGGUCCCCCGGACAUGCGAGGCCCUCAGGACAUGAGGGGUCCUCCGGACAUGCGUGGCCCUCAGGACAUGAGGGGUCCUCCGGACAUGCGUGGCCCUCAGGAAAUGAGGGGUCCCCCGGACAUGCGUGGCCCUCAGGAAAUGAGGGGUCCCCCAGACAUGCGUGGCCCUCAGGAAAUGAGGGGUCCCCCGGACAUGCGUGGCCCUCAGGAUAUGAGGGGUCCCCCAGACAUGCGUGGCCCUCAGGACAUGAGGGGUCCCCCGGACAUGCGUGGCCCUCAGGACAUGAGGGGUCCCCCGGACAUGCGUGGCCCUCAGGACAUGAGGGGUCCCCCGGACAUGCGUGGCCCUCAGGACAUGAGGGGUCCCUUGGACAUGCGUGGUCCCCCUGAUAUGCGCGGCCCUCAGGACAUGAGAGGUCCUCAAGAUAUGCGUGGCCCUCAGGAUAUGAGGGGUCCUCCAGAUACUCGUGGUCCUCAUGAUAUGCGCGGUCCCCCGGACAUGCGUGGUCCCCAUGAUAUAAGGGGUCCUCCAGACAUGCGAGGUCCUCCUGAGAUGCGUGGGCCUCAAGAUAUGCGAGGUCCUCCAGACAUGCGUGGACAACAGGAUAUGAGAGGUGCUCCGGAACUUCGUGGUCCUCCAGAUAUGCGUGGUCCUCAAGAUAUGAGGGGACAUUCAGAUAUGAGAGGCCCUCCUGACAUGCGAGGUCCACCAGAUAUGAGAGGACAGUCUGAUUUACGUGGUCCUCAGGAUAUGAGAGGCCCGCCUGAUAUGCGUAAUGCACAAGAUAUGAGAGGCCCCCCUGAUAUUAGGGGACCUUCAGAUAUGCGAGGCCCUCAAGAUAUGAGGGUGCAUCCUGAUAUGCGUGGACAACAAGAUUUGAGAAGACCGAGUGACAUGAGGGGUACCCAUGAAAUGCGGGGUCCUCAGAAUAUGAGGGGUCCCUCUGAUAUACAAGAAUUGAGAGCUCCUCAAGAUAUACACCUUUCUGAUUUGAGAGCCACUCCUGACAUGGGAGAAAUUAGGAGUCCUCAGGAUGUAAGAGGAUCUCAAAAUAGAGGAGCAUCUCAAGAUAUCCGGGGACCAUCUGGAUCUCAAGGAAACCCACAAGUACCUCAUAAUCAACAGAACCCACCAAGAGCGGCCCAACCACCACCUCAAAAGGCUCCAUUACUGGGAGAUGGCCCCAGGCCAUUUAACCAGCAGGUUGGUAAAGGCCAGGCCCCAACUCCUCUACUCCCUGGUUUAGCGGGACAGCAAGGCCCACAAGGACGUGUACCACCACUGAACCAAGGGCCUAGUCCUAACAAAGGUGAUAUUCGUGGACCAGUAACCCAUCAGUCAGAAAGGAGACGUGAGCCAAGUCCUGAGCGUGGCCCUUUUAGAGGUGGACAAGAGUGGAGUGAUUCACGUGACAAUAGAGGUCAUCCUGAUAGACGUGGAACUCAUUCUGAUCCACAUGAACACCCAGACGAUUAUCACCCAGAUGAUCGUUAUGGUCCUCGUAGAGAAUUUGAUGGAAGAGGAGGUGGCCAUGCAUCGCAGGAUGAUAAGUGGAGACGUGGAGGAUCUAGCCAGCCAUAUCCUUCAAACCAUAGAGAUUUUCCAGAACGGGAAAGAGAUUCCAGCAGAUGGGAAGGGAGGAGACACUCAGAGGAGAGAUAUUCUAGAGACUCUGAAGAUAUGAGGUUUCGGGGACAGAGAGAUGAAAGUUUUCGCAGAGCUGGUCCUCAAAGACACGAAGGCCGUGGUUCACGAGGAAGAGAGAACUUUUCCAAUGCUGAGGAAUUUCCACCAGAGGAAAAUUUUGAUUCAAAGGAUGAUUCUAUAAGAGGGCGAGAUGCAAGUAGGGGGCGUGGACGUGCCUCUCAGAGAGAAGGACGAAAGGGUCUCCUCCCCACCCCAGAACAGUUCGCUGGUUCUGACCGUGGGCCAAAUCACCAGACUCGGGAUCCUGGUAGAGAAACUGGAACAGAACACUUUCACGAGAGCCCUCGUCGGGAUAUUCCCACCCCAGAAAGUCACUCUCCAGCUAGUAGGGAACGUUCAUCCUCAUUACAGGGGAUGGAUAUGGCUUCUCUUCCGCCACGCAAGAGGCCUUGGCAUGACGGGCCGGGGACUCCUGACCACAGAGAUAUAGAUGCGCCUGGAGGUGUACCUGAAGAAACUGGAAAAGGUCGUGAGAGCUCAGCUCAUUCUUCAAGAUCACAAAGGCCCAACCGCUCCAGCUCACAGGAGCAGGAUGAGAGUUCGAGGGCAGGGCGAGGGUCAGGAAACUGGAGCAGAGGAGGCUCUGGAACAAACAGCACUAUGAACUCCAACCAGUCAUGGCGAGGAGGUCAUAGGUCUAGUGGGAGCAGUAGUGGAGGUGGAAGGAGUCGGUAGGAAAUCCUAACCAGUACUCCAACAGUCUCUUUCCACAAGUCCAUAUUGGACCAAAUAUAUUAAAACUUUAAGAGACUACAGAACAGUAUCCAAACUGUAAAGACGAUUUCUGUUUAUGGUUCUAAGCUUCUGUACAGUAACAGCCAUGGAAAUUGAAGCAUCGUUCAUCUUAAGAAGACCGAAUCCUUGAUGGAAAACAAAAUAACACAACCUUUUUUGUUUUCCUUUUUCAUUUCAGUAAUUUUCCCCCCUCACUGGUAUUACAGUGCUGACAUGCACUGUACAUCCCUAAACUUUUGGGGAUAUGUUAUGGAAAAAAAUCUGUACAGUUUGUCAGGAAUUGAGUUGUUUUUUGUUUCUUUUUGUAUGCAAUUCCGAAUGUAAUUUGCUCAAGAAAUAACAAAUGAAAAAGUCUUCUAGAACUUGUUUUACAUUCUGGAUACGAAAGUUCCUGUUGUGUAUAUAUGAGAGAAUUCCUGGAUUUUAGGUCAGAAUAUUAUGUUUGCAGCCAACGCAUCUGAUAUUAACACACUGCAAAAGUAUGCAAUACAGAGUAUGACUUUUUAUUUCCUAUGCCUUUCACUCACUCUUCUCCUUGAUAUUCUAUUCAUAAAAGCUGCUGUUUGUAAGUGACUGUCUUAAAGCAUAAGAGGAGCAGCUGAACACACAGAUUAAAUUACAUUAAAAAAAAAAAAACCUUUAAUCUUGGGGUUCAUAAAAGUUGAAAAUGCUUUUUGGGGAAUACAUUAUGUGCUCUCCAGUAAUUGCUUGGAGAGACUGUUUAUCUGCCUCAUACCAUAAAAGUGCACUGUCUGCCUUCUGAUACCUCUCGAAUUAAUGUUGUAUUCUGUGCAUAAAGUUUAUUGACAGAUGGGAGCAGAUGGACACACCUUUUCAAACCUGGUGUAAAACUAUUUACAGAUUCGUGCAUGUUUCUAUAUUCUAUGAAAGAUGCUUUCCUCUUUGUUUGUUGUUAAAUCUGUUCAUGUUUCUGAAAAAGUUACAUACCUUAUUGUCUCCGAUAACCUGUUAAGAUAAAAUAGGUAUUGGGAACACAAGGGACUGUUCCUGAAUCCAGA
Molecule: messenger RNA, 6184 nt
Organism: Pelobates fuscus (common spadefoot toad)
Lineage: Eukaryota; Metazoa; Chordata; Amphibia; Anura; Pelobatidae
Gene: WDR33
Product: WD repeat domain 33
Exons: 22
Coding region: 222-5105 (1627 amino acids)
Cellular component (GO): mRNA cleavage and polyadenylation specificity factor complex
Molecular function (GO): protein binding
Source: RefSeq, a predicted model, not a curated record